AUGCUUGGACUCGGGCCGUGCACUGCCAGUGCUCACACACUCUCCGAGACCAGCUCCUUCACGACCGGUGGGGUUACCGAGCUAGACACCGACUCCCAGCGCUAUGUCCUGGCCCUCCCAGAGGAAGAGACAUGGCGCAAGCACCGGCUAGGCCUGAUGCAAACCACCCAGUCCUGCAACCUGCUAGAGCCCGAGAGCCUGACAGAGGCUCUGGUCUCCCGCACCGCCAGUUUUGAUGCCCUCUAUGAGCUGCGAUCCCGGGAGGGAGAAGGGAGCUUGGGCUUUGAGGGAGGCAGCACGUUCGACCUAGGGCUGAGCCAGUAUAUUCCAGUGAGCCCUGAUGUCAUCAAGCGCCGGAGGGGCGGGUUGAUCGAACAGCGGGACAUCAUCAAGGCCCACGAGGCUCACAAGAUGCAGAGCACACCGCAGGCAAGACGCAAGGAGUGGGAGUAAGCUAGAAGCGGGGAAGCUAGACUGGGAAUUCUCAGGUCAGCUCAUGGAGGCAGUUAACAGAGCAGGGGCCGCCCGGGCGCCGCGGCCCCCGCCGGGGGCACCCCGGGAGCCUUCAAGCAAACCAAAGCCCAGAGGGCCAGGACUAUGGCUCUGUACAACCCCAUCCCGGUCCGGCAGAACUGCUUCACCGUCAACAGAUCCCUCUUUCUCUUCGGGGAGGAUAACGUGGUGAGGAAAUACGCCAAGAAGCUCAUCGACUGGCCUCCCUUUGAAUACAUGAUUCUGGCCACGAUCAUUGCGAACUGCAUCGUCCUGGCGCUGGAGCAGCACCUGCCGGGGGAUGACAAGACACCUAUGUCCCGAAGAUUAGAGAAGACAGAGCCUUACUUCAUCGGGAUCUUUUGUUUUGAAGCUGGGAUUAAAAUCGUUGCUCUGGGAUUCGUUUUCCACAAGGGCUCAUACCUGCGGAAUGGCUGGAACGUCAUGGACUUCAUUGUGGUCCUCAGUGGCAUCCUUGCCACAGCUGGAACCCACUUCAACACACACGUGGAUCUGAGGACGCUGCGGGCAGUGCGUGUGCUCAGACCUCUGAAGCUCGUCUCAGGCAUUCCCAGUUUACAGAUCGUGUUGAAGUCCAUCAUGAAGGCCAUGGUACCUCUUCUCCAGAUAGGCUUGCUGCUCUUUUUUGCUAUUCUGAUGUUUGCCAUCAUUGGCCUGGAGUUCUACAGUGGGAAGCUGCACCGGGCUUGCUACGCAAAUAAUUCAGGUGAACUAGAAGAGCUGGACCCUCCUCAUCCCUGUGGAGUGCAGGGGUGCCCCCCGGGUUAUGAAUGUAAGGAGUGGAUUGGUCCCAACGAUGGGAUCACUCAGUUUGACAACAUCCUCUUUGCUGUGUUGACCGUCUUCCAGUGCAUUACCAUGGAAGGGUGGACCACAGUGCUGUACAAUACCAAUGAUGCCUUAGGAGCCACCUGGAACUGGCUGUACUUCAUCCCCCUCAUCAUCAUCGGAUCCUUCUUUGUUCUCAACCUUGUCUUGGGAGUGCUUUCUGGGGAAUUUGCCAAAGAGAGAGAGAGAGUGGAGAACCGCAGAGCCUUCAUGAAACUGCGACGACAGCAGCAGAUUGAGCGGGAGCUGAACGGCUACAGGGCCUGGAUAGAUAAAGCAGAGGAAGUAAUGCUGGCUGAAGAGAAUAAAAAUGCUGGAACUUCAGCUUUAGAAGUGCUCAGGAGAGCUACUAUCAAAAGAAACCGGACAGAAGCCAUGAAUCGUGACUCAAGUGAUGAACACUGCGUUGAUAUUUCCUCUGUAGGGACCCCUCUUGCUCGCUCCAGCAUCAAGAGUGCAAAAGUGGAUGGUGCCUCUUAUUUCCGGCACAAGGAGCGACUUUUGCGUAUCUCCGUUCGCCAUAUGGUGAAAUCCCAGGUGUUUUAUUGGAUCGUCUUGAGCCUUGUGGCUCUCAACACUGCCUGCGUGGCCAUUGUCCAUCACAACCAGCCAUUGUGGCUCACCCACUUGCUCUACUAUGCAGAGUUCCUGUUUCUUGGGCUCUUCCUUUUGGAGAUGUCCUUAAAGAUGUAUGGAAUGGGGCCACGCCUUUAUUUCCACUCCUCUUUCAACUGCUUUGACUGUGGGGUCACAGUGGGAAGCAUCUUUGAAGUGGUGUGGGCCAUCUUCAGACCAGGGACUUCUUUCGGGAUCAGUGUUCUACGAGCUCUCCGGCUUCUGAGAAUAUUUAAAAUAACAAAGUAUUGGGCAUCCCUGAGGAAUUUGGUGGUCUCACUGAUGAGUUCCAUGAAGUCUAUUAUCAGUCUGCUCUUCCUCCUUUUCCUUUUCAUUGUAGUCUUUGCUCUGUUGGGAAUGCAGCUGUUUGGAGGCAGAUUUAAUUUCAUGGAUGGAACUCCUUCUGCAAACUUUGACACCUUUCCUGCAGCCAUCAUGACUGUGUUUCAGAUCCUGACAGGUGAGGACUGGAACGAAGUGAUGUACAAUGGGAUCCGCUCCCAGGGAGGAGUCCGCUCAGGCAUGUGGUCCUCCAUCUACUUCAUCAUCCUCACUUUGUUUGGAAACUACACCUUGCUGAAUGUGUUCUUGGCCAUCGCUGUGGACAACCUGGCCAAUGCUCAGGAGUUGACAAAGGAUGAGCAGGAGGAGGAGGAGGCUUUUAACCAGAAGCACGCCCUGCAGAAAGCCAAGGAAGUCAGCCCGAUGUCUGCCCCAAACAUGCCCACUGUUGAAAGGGACAGAAGGAGGAGACACCACAUGUCGAUGUGGGAACCACGCAGCAGCCAACUGAGAGAAAGAAGGAGGCGGCACCACAUGUCAGUGUGGGAGCAGCGUACCAGUCAGCUCCGCAGGCACAUGCAGAUGUCCAGCCAGGAGGGAAUCAAUAAGGAUGAACCUCCACUGCUCAACCCUCAUGCCAGCAUAUUCAGGAGAAAAAAGCCAGGUGAAAAUGUAGCCUCAGAUAAGCCUGAGGAGGAACAGGGAGGCAAGGCAGAGCAGCCACAAGUGGAAGGCCUGGAACAGCCAACCACUGGCACCAACGUCAGUGCCAGUGAGGACAAGAGGAGCCCAUCCCCUCGAGCCAAGAGAGAAAGGGACCAGUGGCAUCAGAAAUCGUGUCAUGGGAACUGUGAUCCAACUGAACAAGAUGGCAGUGGAGGAGGAGGUUCAGGGAUUGAAGACAGAGCCCGGCUAAGACAGAGCCAGCGGCGCAGCCGGCACCGGAGGGUGCGGACUGAGGGGAAGGAGCCAGCUGGAGCUCUGGAGAGCCGGUCGACCAGCCAAGAUGCAGGCCUGGAGGAUGCCAAUCCUGCAGAGGGACAGCAGAAGAGGAAUGAAGGAGAAAAGGAGGAGAAUUUGAUUCAGGGGGAGCAGGCAGGCGAGGAACUGAAAAGAACCAAUGGAGUCCCAGCCAGCGAGGCUGAGGUCCCUGGGGCCACCGAAGACAGGAGUCCACCUAAAGUCCCUCAUGAGCUCAACCAGGGGAAUAAUGUAAGCCUGGCUGAGCAGGACUGCAGCGGUGUAGAUACCAGUGACCAAGCCCUGCUGGGCGGCCUCCAGAUGGAGAUGAGCAGAGCCAUCAGCAGGAGUGAACCAGACCUCUCCUCCAUCACAGCCAACACUGAGAAAGCCACUGAGAGCACCACCAUCAUGAUCGAUGUCCAAGAGUCCACUGUGGUACAGAUUAGCAACAAGACAGAUGGAGAAGCCAGCCCCUUGAAGGAGGCAGAGACAAAAGAGGAUGAAGAAGAGGCAGAAAAGAAGAAACGGAAAAAGGAGAAAAGCUCAGAGACGGGCAAAGCAAUGGUGCCUCACAGCUCCAUGUUCAUCUUCAGCACGACUAACCCUGUGCGAAGAGCCUGCCAUUACAUUGUGAACCUGCGCUACUUUGAGAUGUGCAUCCUCCUGGUGAUUGCAGCUAGCAGCAUUGCAUUGGCAGCUGAAGACCCUGUCCUGACCAACUCUGACAGGAAUAAAGUGACUGUCCUGAGGUAUUUUGACUAUGUUUUCACUGGUGUCUUCACCUUUGAGAUGGUUAUCAAGAUGAUAGAUCAGGGCUUGAUCCUGCAGGAUGGCUCCUAUUUCCGAGACCUCUGGAACAUCCUGGACUUCAUCGUGGUGGUGGGGGCUUUGGUGGCUUUCGCCUUGGCGAAUGCUUUGGGGACCAACAAGGGCCGGGAUAUCAAAACUAUUAAGUCUCUCCGUGUACUGCGGGUCUUGAGGCCGCUGAAAACUAUUAAGCGAUUGCCCAAACUCAAGGCUGUCUUUGACUGUGUUGUGACUUCCUUGAAGAAUGUCUUCAACAUACUCAUUGUUUACAAGCUCUUCAUGUUCAUCUUUGCUGUCAUCGCUGUCCAGCUUUUCAAGGGGAAAUUUUUCUAUUGUACAGACAGCUCUAAGGACACAGAGAAGGACUGCAUAGGCAAUUAUGUGGACCAUGAGAAAAACAAGAUGGAAGUGAAGUGUCGUGAAUGGAAGCGCCAUGAAUUCCACUAUGACAAUAUCAUUUGGGCUUUACUUACACUCUUCACUGUCUCCACUGGAGAGGGGUGGCCACAGGUGCUGCAGCAUUCCGUGGAUGUGACCGAGGAGGACCGGGGGCCCAGCCGCAGUAACCGCAUGGAGAUGUCCAUUUUUUAUGUGGUGUAUUUUGUGGUCUUCCCUUUCUUCUUUGUCAACAUCUUUGUGGCUCUCAUUAUCAUCACAUUCCAGGAGCAAGGAGACAAAAUGAUGGAGGAAUGCAGUCUGGAGAAGAAUGAGAGGGCAUGCAUUGACUUUGCCAUCAGUGCCAAACCUCUCACUCGCUACAUGCCUCAAAACCGACAUACCUUCCAGUACCGUGUCUGGCACUUUGUGGUCUCUCCUUCCUUUGAAUACACCAUCAUGGCCAUGAUAGCUUUGAAUACUGUGGUGCUGAUGAUGAAGUAUUAUUCUGCACCCUAUACAUACGAGCUGGCUUUGAAGUACCUGAACAUUGCAUUUACCAUGGUGUUCUCCUUGGAAUGUGUCCUGAAGAUCAUAGCUUUUGGCUUCUUGAAUUAUUUCCGGGACACCUGGAACAUCUUUGACUUCAUCACUGUGAUAGGCAGCAUCACAGAAAUUAUCUUGACAGACACCAAGUUGGUAAACACCAGUGGCUUCAACAUGAGCUUUCUGAAGCUGUUCCGGGCUGCUCGCCUCAUCAAACUGCUCCGCCAGGGCUACACCAUCCGUAUUCUGCUGUGGACCUUUGUGCAGUCUUUCAAGGCCCUUCCCUACGUUUGUCUCUUGAUAGCUAUGCUUUUCUUCAUAUACGCAAUCAUUGGGAUGCAGGUUUUUGGGAAUAUCAAACUAGAUGAAGGAAGCCACAUAAACCGGCACAACAACUUCCGCAGCUUCUUGGCCUCCCUCAUGCUCCUCUUUAGGAGUGCCACAGGUGAGGCAUGGCAAGAGAUUAUGCUUUCAUGCCUGGAAGGCAAAGGCUGUGAACCCGACACUACAGCGACAUCUGGACAGAAUGAGAACGAGCGCUGCGGCACUGACCUGGCUUAUGUUUACUUUGUCUCCUUCAUCUUCUUUUGCUCAUUCCUGAUGCUCAAUCUGUUUGUGGCGGUCAUAAUGGACAAUUUUGAAUACCUGACUCGGGAUUCCUCCAUCCUGGGGCCUCAUCACCUAGACGAAUUUGUCCGGAUCUGGGCGGAGUAUGACAGAGCCGCAUGUGGCCGCAUCCAUUACACUGAGAUGUAUGAAAUGCUGACUCUCAUGUCACCACCGCUAGGCCUCGGCAAGAGAUGUCCCUCCAAAGUGGCCUAUAAGAGGCUGGUGCUGAUGAACAUGCCCGUGGCUGAAGACAUGACUGUCCAUUUCACCUCCACCUUGAUGGCAUUGAUUCGAACAGCGCUGGACAUAAAAAUUGCCAAAGGUGGUGCAGACUGGCAGCAGUUGGAUUCAGAGCUGCAGAAGGAGAUCCUGACCAUCUGGCCUCACCUAUCCCAGAAGAUGCUGGACUUACUAGUGCCCAUGCCAAAAACUUCGGACCUGACUGUUGGCAAAAUAUAUGCAGCCAUGAUGAUCAUGGACUAUUACAAGCAGAGCAAAGCAAAGAAGCAGAGGCAGCAACUGGAGGAACAGAAAAAUGCCCCUAUGUUCCAGCGCAUGGAGCCCUCAUCUCUGCCUCAAGAGAUAAUUUCUAAUGCCAAAGCUCUGCCUUACCUCCAGCAAGACACCCUGUCAGGCCUGAGCAGCCGGAGUGGGUUUCCCUCCCUGAGUCCACUCUCUCCUCAACAGAUAUUUCAGCUGGCUUGUAUGGAUCCAACACAUGGGCAGUACCAGGAGCACCAAUCACUGGAGCCAGAGGUUAGAGAGUUUAAAAGAGUGCAGCCCUCUAACCGUGGCAACUAUCUCCCCGUGGACACUCAGGAACGCGCUGUAUCUGGGAGGGCCUCCUCCAUGCCACGCCUGACAGUGGAUCCCCAGGUGGUUACAGACACGAGCUCUAUGAGACGAUCAUUCUCCACCAUCCGGGACAAACGUACCAACAGCUCCUGGCUGGAUGAGUUCUCCAUGGAGCGAAGUAGUGAGAACACUUACAAGUCCCGCCGGCGCAGUUACCACUCCUCGCUACAGCUGACUGCUCGCCGCCUGAAUGCAGACUCAGGCCACCGGUCUGAUACGCAUCGUUCAGGUGGCAGAGAACGAGGGCGAUCCAAAGAACGCAAGCACCUGCUGUCCCCAGACAUCUCCCGCUGCAACUCAGAGGAGAGGAGUCCCCAGGCAGACUGCGAGUCUCCAGAACGGCGGCGUCAAUCCAGAUCACCCAGCGAGGGCAGGUCGCAGACGCCCAACAGGCAGGGCACAGGUUCCUUGAGUGAAAGCUCCAUCCCCUCUAUAUCUGACACCAGCACCCCAAGGAGAGGUCGCCGGCAGCUCCCUCCUGUGCCGCCCAAGCCACGGCCUUUCAUCUCGUACACCUCCAUGAUGCAGCAUGCUGGUGACACCUCCCCACAACCUGAUGAGAGCGAGGGUGGGUCCCCUCUGCUUUCCAAGGCUCUGGAGACGAAUGACACCUGCCUGACCGAGUCUUCCAGCUCUCUGCAGGGAAAGCAGAGCCGGCACUCCACCCCACAGCACUACAUUUCAGAGCCCUACCUGGCCCUGCACGAUGACUCCCACGCCUCAGACUGCGGCGAGGAGGAGACACUCACCUUCGAGGCUGCUGUCGCCACCAGCCUUGGCCGCUCCAACACAAUUGGCUCAGCCCCUCCGAUGAGGCACAGCUGGCAGAUGCCCAAUGGGCAUUACCGGAGGAGGAGGAGAGGGGCGGCACAGGGGGUGGUGUGUGGAGCUAGCAUUGAUGUGCUAAGUGAUACGGAGGAAGAUGACAAGUGCUAG
This is a messenger RNA of Alligator sinensis (Chinese alligator), 7329 nucleotides long. RefSeq names its product calcium voltage-gated channel subunit alpha1 E (gene CACNA1E). Lineage: Eukaryota; Metazoa; Chordata; Crocodylia; Alligatoridae. The record is from RefSeq and is a predicted model, not a curated record. The transcript is spliced from 51 exons. Gene Ontology annotation, biological process: chemical synaptic transmission; calcium ion import across plasma membrane. Gene Ontology annotation, cellular component: neuronal cell body; voltage-gated calcium channel complex; membrane. Gene Ontology annotation, molecular function: calcium ion binding; high voltage-gated calcium channel activity.